CCCAUCAGCGCAUCGUGCCAGACAUUUUUUUUAAUUUUCGAUUCAUAAGAAAAAAUAGAAACGAAAUAUAUAAAAAGCGCACUUUCAAAUGGCAACCGCAGCUAAGCGACAAAGAACGGAUGAAGAGACGCCGAGCACUUCAAAGCACAGCCGCAAAGUAAACAAGGUGCUGCAAGAGGCACAAAAUACCGGGGAAUUUCCAACAGAUUGGGAUGUGGAUGAGUACAAAACGGAAUACGAAAGCGAGGAGCAUUGGGAGCUGCGACGCAGUUUUAUGGUCGAGCACAAAGAUCGCUUUGACGAGGAGCGUUUGGUGUGCCUCGCCCAGACAUUCAUCAACAUGGAGUUCAUGGGCUGCAAAUAUCCCUCGGAUGUGAUGCUUCUCGUUGCCGAAUUAUCCAAAGAUAUCGCCGAGGAGUUCCGUAAAAAUCGUGCCUUGCGACUGAAGCGCACCUUUGUCUCCGCAUCGGAUGCAGCUGAACAGCGUGCCAAAGGUAGACGGAACAACAAUAAAUAAUAACAAAGAGACAAUGAUUUACAUAUAUUAUUUCCGAAAUACAUACUGAGACAACAAGCAAAACAAGAACAACA
Molecule: messenger RNA, 591 nt
Organism: Drosophila grimshawi
Lineage: Eukaryota; Metazoa; Arthropoda; Insecta; Diptera; Drosophilidae
Product: partner of xrn-2 protein 1-like
Exons: 1
Coding region: 89-517 (142 amino acids)
Source: RefSeq, a predicted model, not a curated record